Austrofundulus limnaeus is the source of this 441-nucleotide messenger RNA. RefSeq names its product placenta-specific gene 8 protein-like. Bases 1 to 441 code for a protein of 146 amino acids. NCBI's taxonomy places the organism in Eukaryota, Metazoa, Chordata, Actinopteri, Cyprinodontiformes, Rivulidae. The transcript is spliced from 4 exons. The record is from RefSeq and is a predicted model, not a curated record.
AUGCCUUUAAAGGAAGGAUCUUUCGUGUUUACCCUCGAUUCUGCAGCCAUGGCGGUCCAAUAUCAACCAGCUCAGGUGGUGACGGUCACCUCCACCAGCCAGGGUGUUGGGACCUGGAGCACCGGCCUCUGUGACUGCUGCUCAGAUAUGGGCACAUGCUGCUGUGCUCUUUGGUGUUUCCCCUGCAUGCAGUGUCAGACGGCCAGUAUGUACGGCUGGUGUUGUCUCUUGCCGAUGUGUGACACCUGCGGCGUGGUGUCCUGCAAACUCCGGUCCAACAUCAGGGCGCGCUACAAUAUUCCUGGCUCCUGCUGUGACGACUGCUGUAAGCUCAUGUGGUGCUACACCUGCGUCUGGUGCCAGAUGCAUCGAGAGCUGAAGAACAGGGCCCGGCAUCCGUCUGGCAACACCGUGGUGACCACUCAGAYCAUCCAGGGUUAG